AUGUACAAUGACUUUAAAUCCCUGGGGCUCUCCAAAUGGUUGGUCGAAGCUCUGCAUUCCAUGAAGAUAACUCAGCCUACCAUUGUUCAGAAGGCAUGCAUUCCAGAAAUAUUGAAAGGUUGUGAUUGCAUAGGUGGAGCAAAAACUGGUUCAGGUAAAACAAUUGCAUUUGCUGCCCCUAUGUUGUCGAAUUGGUCUGCAGACCCAAGUGGGAUGUUUGGUGUCGUAUUGACUCCUACCAGAGAACUAGCAAUGCAAAUUGCAGAACAGUUUACUGCCCUGGGAAGCAUUAUGAAUAUAAAAGUUGCACUCGUUGUUGGUGGAGAUGAUAUUGUUAAACAAGCCCUUGAACUGCAGAGAAGGCCCCAUUUUAUUAUUGCCACCCCUGGCAGGUUAGCUCACCAUAUUAUGCAUAGCGGAGAGGAUACUAUUGGAGGAUUGAGGAGAGUAAAAUAUUUGGUUCUUGAUGAAGCUGAUAUCUUGCUCACAAAUACAUUUGGCAAGGACUUGGCAACUUGCCUCAGUGUAUUGCCUCCAAAAGAGAAACGGCAGAAUUUACUAUUCACAGCUACAAUUACAGACCAGGUCAAGGCCUUGAAAGAGGCUCCACGAGUAGAAGGAAAACCACCAGUGUUUUCAUUUCAGGUAGAAGACCUAGACUGCUUAGCUAUCCCAAAGGCUUUGAAAACAGAAUAUCUACUGGUUCCAGAGCAUGUAAAAGAAGCAUACCUCUAUCAAAUUUUGAGUAGCGAAGAAUACAACGAUAAAACUGUCAUCGUCUUUGUGAAUCGGACAGUUUCAGCAGAAAUUCUAAGAAGAACUUUAAGACUACUAGACGUGAGAGUAACCUCACUGCAUUCUCAACUGCCUCAAAAAGAAAGAACCAAUUCCUUGCAAAGAUUCAGAGCUAAUGCAGCAAGGAUUUUAAUUGCAACAGAUGUUGCUUCUAGAGGCUUAGAUAUCCCAGCAGUGCAGUUAGUUUUAAAUUACGACAUACCAGCAAAUCCUGACACCUAUAUUCACAGAGUAGGCCGUACUGCUCGUGCAGGAAGAAGCGGUGAGUCUUUAUCCUUCGUGUCUCCAAAGGACGUUUCUAGGAUUAAAGCUAUUGAAAGUAGAAUAAAUAAGAAGAUGGAUGAGUUUACCAAAGUAGGAGACACAGCUGUGAUUCGGAAAGCAUUGACAAAGGUCACUGUUGCUAAAAGAGAAAGUCUAAUGGCCAUGGAUAAAGAAGGUUUCGGUGAAAAACGGAAGCAACAACGUAAUAAAGGUGGUAUUAAAAGGGCUAACAAAGCCUUAGAGACUAAGAAUAAAUAA
Eremothecium cymbalariae DBVPG#7215 is the source of this 1317-nucleotide messenger RNA. RefSeq names its product ATP-dependent RNA helicase DBP8 (gene DBP8). Lineage: Eukaryota; Fungi; Ascomycota; Saccharomycetes; Saccharomycetales; Saccharomycetaceae. The transcript has a single exon. Gene Ontology annotation, molecular function: nucleic acid binding; RNA helicase activity; ATP binding. The record is from RefSeq and is a predicted model, not a curated record. Bases 1 to 1317 code for a protein of 438 amino acids.